This is a messenger RNA of Apus apus (common swift), 6091 nucleotides long. RefSeq names its product myelin protein zero like 1 (gene MPZL1). Lineage: Eukaryota; Metazoa; Chordata; Aves; Apodiformes; Apodidae. The coding region runs from base 56 to 907 and encodes 283 amino acids. Gene Ontology annotation, cellular component: membrane; cell surface; focal adhesion. The record is from RefSeq and is a predicted model, not a curated record. The transcript has 6 exons.
CGCGGCCCGGGGGCUGCGGGGAGCAGGGGGGCGGCCAGCGGCCGGUGGGCGGACAAUGGGGCGGCGGGGAGGUGGCGGCAGGAAGAUGGCAGCGGCCGGAGGCGCUGCGGGGCGCCCGGCGGCCGCCGCUCCCGCACGGCUCCCCUCCGCCGCCUGGCUGCUGGCCGCCGCCGCCGCCGCGCUGGCCGCCGUCAGAGUAUCAGCAGUAGAGGUCAACACACCGGAGGAGAUAUUUGUGGAGAAUGGGACAGACGCAAAGCUUCCAUGCACAUUUACAUCUGUUGAAGUGAUCAGCAGCGCAGCAUCUGUUUCUUGGAGUUUUCAACCAGAGGGAGCUGCAACUCGUAUCUCAUUUUUCUAUUACUUUAAUGGAAAGCCAUAUCCUGGAAAGGACAUACCAUUUAAAGACAGGAUCACGUGGGCUGGAGAUCUUAACAAGAAAGAUGCUUCUAUCAGUAUAUCAAACAUGCAGUUCCGGGACAACGGCACUUACAUUUGCGAUGUCAAGAACCCACCCGAUAUUGUUGUCAAACCAGGAGAAAUCCGAGUUAGAGUUGUGGAGAAAGACAGCCUGCCUGCGUUCCCCAUUGCCAUGGUGGCAGGGAUAGUCAUCGGUACGGUGACAGGUCUCUCACCGCUCAUCUCUAUUGUCGUGUGUCUUGUCAUCAGAAAGAACAACUCUAAAAAACGAUACUCUGGCUGCAGUACAUCUGAGAGCUUGAUGUCACCGGUUAAGCAGGCUCCACAGAAGUCACCCUCCGACACAGAGGGUCUGGUAAACACCGUGCCCGCCAGAUCACACCAGGGCCCAGUCAUUUACGCGCAGUUAGAUCACUCCGGAGGACAGCACAGCAACAAGAUUAACAAGUCAGAAUCUGUGGUCUAUGCUGAUAUUCGGAAGAACUGAGAUGAGAUCCUAAGCUAUCCAAAGGAAAACACACAUUUGGACUGGAAUUGCUGGAACAGGAUUUGACCCAGAGAACUCACAUGUGGCCUUUGAUGCCUAGGCUAGGACCAAUGCAUGUGCAUACAGAGGGAAAGAUAUAUAUGUAUUGUGUGUAAAUAGUCUAUUUAAUCGUACAGAAGUGAGACCAAUGUUGCAUGUUGAAAUGUGGUAAGAAUUUUGCUUAUAAAUUGCCAAUAUUCUUUUUUUUUAUCUUGUGUGACGAGAGAAAGUGAAAACUCGCAUCACAAUUUUAAAAUAUUUUUAUCUUGAUUAUUAAUGGAGAAACUGGAAGAUGCCUGAAGAUCCUAGACUGACCUGGAGAUUCUUGUUUUGCAUAUAGAGCCUAAUUUCUUUUGCUGAGGUGAAUACAAAGAAGGUAUCUCUUUACAUUCACAGAGUUCUUUACGUUUACAGGGUAUUCAUCUUUCCUUGGUCAGAUUCUCAGUACAGGCUGCCUUAUCAUAUAAACUAAACACUCUCACUUGGUCUUGUAAGCCAAACUGUGACUCCUAGCUAUCAGAAAUACAUGUCUUAGAGUGUAAGUGAAGGAAGUGUUUAGGCCUACCCAACCUGUGUAACACAGGUCAUGGGACUGUUUACUUCUGUAGAGCCCAUCUAUUCAAGCUUACUCUUCUAAGGUACAGGGAUAGUGUUGAUCUAAUGAAUUUUAUGAAAUGGUAGUUUACCUGUGAAAACUUAAGAGCUACUGAGUUAAAGGGAUAGGAAGGUAUAGCUGUAGGUGGUUGCCUCAAACUGUUGAACCUUUCAAUGAAAUAUUUCUUCCUUGAAGCUCUGUCAUUUCAUGUAAGUGUGAAAAAGGGCUCCAAGGGAUCUAGAAGCUCUAGUACUCCCUCACGUCUCUUCCCUGGCUCCGUUAUACCACUGUCACUUUCUUAUAGAUGCUUUGUCUGUUCUUAAAAGCCUGUAGUGGAGGCUGAAUGACCUCUGGAGAAAAUCUAGGGCUUCACUCUUUGCUUUUUUUGAUAUGUAGGUUUUGGGAUUAUUUUUUUUUGUAACCUGUAUUUGCACAGAGGAUGUGGAGGGCAGUUUAUUUCCUUCCUCUCUGCAAGUCUACUACUUGAAUAUAAUUUCCCAGGUUCUUGUUUCUAGAUUAAACUACUUGUAGAUUUCUAAGUAUCUCUGAUUGCUCUCUUCUGCUGAAGAGGAUCUUUCUUCAGCUCACCCAUUUGCAUCCUGAAAUCUGGUGCUCAAAACUAGAAGUGGCAUUCCAGCUGUGGUCUUCUCAGAGUAGCAUAUAGCAGAAAGAUUUCUAUUUUGCACAUCCUAAUGUGGUGUUGGCAUUUUUGUAGCAGCAAAUAAUUUUCAUUUUGAUCUACCACAACCCCUUCUCUCUGAUUCUUAUCCAUUUCCUAUUCAGGCCAUUUCACAGAAUCAAUCACAGAAUAGUUGAGGUUGGAAGGGGCAUCUGGAGAUCAUAUAGUCCAAACCUCCUGUUCUCAAGCAGCAUCAACUAGAGCAGGUUGCCCAGCGCUGUGCCCAGUUGGGUUUUGAGUAUCUUCACAGAUAGAACCUCUACAAUAACGGGGCAGCCUGUUCCACUGUUGGAUCACUUAAUGUUUCCUUGUGUUCAGGUGGAAUUUCCUGUUUUUAAAAUUUCUUUCCAUUGCCUCUUGUCCUGCCGGUGAGCACUACUGAGAAGCAUGUUGCUUCUAGUUCCCUCCCACUGAGUACUUAUACACAUUGAUGACAUUCCCCCCUAAGCCUUCUCUUCUUCAGGCUGAACAGUCCCAGCUCUCUCAGCCUUUCCAUGUAUGAAAGAUGCCUCAGCUCUUUUAUUGUAUUUCUGGCCCUGCACUGGACUUGCUCCAGUAAGUUCAUAUCUCGUUCUGAAGAGCCCAGAACUGGGCACAGCACUCCAGGUGUGGCCUCACCAGUGCUGAAGAAAGGGCAGGGAAGACUCCCCUUGACCUGUUGAGCAAUACUUUGCCUAGCGCAGCCCAGGAUGCCCUUUGCAGCUCGGGCACACUGCUAGCUCGUGUUCCACGUAGUGUCCACCAGGACCCCCACAGGGCCUUUUCUACAAAGCGGCUUUCCAGCCAGACAGCCCCCAGCAUGUAUUGUUGCAUGGUAUUGUUCUUCCCCAGGUGCAGGGCUUUGCACCUCUCCCUUUUUUCCAUUUUCAACGUAAUGAAAUUCCUCUUAGCCCAAUUCUCCAGCCUGUCCAGGUCCCUCUGAAUGGCAGUAUAACCAUCUGGUGUGCCAAUAGCUCCUCCUCAUUUUGCAUUCUCUGCAAGUUUGUCUCUACUGAAAAUAUGUUAUGGCUUUUUCAGACCUCAGUUGAAAAAUUGGUUUGAAUUCUCAUUCUGUCUUCCAGUGAGCUUGCAACACUCUUAGCUUGAUAUUUGCAAGCUUAAGCCUACAUUCCACUGUAAAAUCACAUAAAUGAAAAAUAACCUUAGACCCAUGGCAGACGCUUUCAGAACCACAUCAGAUAACCCUUUAAUUAUGAUAGCACAACUUUAAUAACUAUUUUGUGUACAGUGGUUUUCUCCCCAACAAAGUUGGGUGUGCCUGCACUAUAUUCUUUCUUCAGAAUCAGACUUCACUUGUUUCCUGCCAUCUGCCUUUGUUAGAAGCCUGAUUAAGAUAGAAUGAAUCCUGCUGCUGCUACUUUCCUGAUCUACCAGGCUGUUAACUUCCCAACGCUUGUUUUACACUUAAUAAGAAACAAAUGUUUUUGACAUGGUUGAUGGAGAAACUUGGUUUUGAUCUGUGUUCAUACCUGUGCAUCACUAUCUUUCUCACCGAGACAUUUUAGAGUAAGAGGGAGAAAUGUGAUGAAUGUAGUGAUCAAAAACUUGCUGCUAUGAAAAGAUAGGGCUGUCCAUGGCUCUGAAGUCUGCUACUAAUGUUUGUUUCUUUUCCUGCUGGAAUAUACUGGAGAACCUGAGCAUAAUCCUGAUCUGGUGCUUAUUUUAGAAGCAUACUUGAAUGGUGCUGACUUUAGGAGACAUGCUGAUUGGUGCUAACAUUAGGAAACACUCUAAUCUGGUUACUGCUAACUAACUUUAGGAAACCUCUCCUAUUUCUUUUGUUUAGCUACAGAUAUGUUCAUAUUGCCUCUCCGCUUUGUGAAGGCAGAAUUAACUUGGAAGUUAUUUUUUUAAAUGCUGAACAUCUUUUUUGAAAGAAACAAAAAGUCCCUUCCCCCAAGAACAGCAGAAAUCAAUCUGAAUCCCUCUUGUGUGAAGGCUGGUGGUUUUUAGUUUUGGUUUGUUUUUUGUUUUUUUGUUUGUUUGGUUGGUUGGUUUUUUUGUGGUGGAAACAUAAACAAUGUAGCUAUUAAAUAACUUAUUCAGGCUAAAGCCAAAGGGACUUGAGGCAAUGUGAAACACUUGCGAACUUUCUGUCCCUGAGGUUAUCUUAGCUUGUUUAAUCAUACGAUAACCUGUGCUGAUGAAAGGGACUGAUGCUAAGUUGGCUGUCUUUAAGUAACGUCUCAGGGGACAAAGGACUUCUACUUCCCUGAUAGGUAGCAGGCAGAGAUUAAAGUCAGACAAGGUCAUCGUAUGGUGAUGUUACGGUGACCAGAAGUUUACCUCUGCUCUACUGCUAUUCUCUUAAUUCUCUGUUGGUGAUCUCUGCAGCUGGAAAGACACAUCUUGGACUUUGAGGAACAAUUAAGUAUGUUGUAGUACUGCUGCUAGUUCUUUUUUAGGACCAUUAUUUUAAAAAUAAGUGCUGUGUGGCAGGCUUGCUGCAGCACAGCCAAGGGGCAGGCAGCCUCUCUUGAGGCAGUAGCAAAUUAAGACUCUUAGGUGGGUCAUCGCUCUUGGAUAGUGGAGUUGGGGAAGGUCUGUGUGAUGUAAAAGACUUGCAUUAUUUUUUUUUUCAUCACACAAAACAAAACUCGGAUCAAUCUGAAAUCCAUUUCUCAGCCAAGGGGGGCUGGAGAAGGUCUUUUAUGGGUAAAAGUGACCUGCCCAUUGUAGGAGUGCAGUUUCUAUCACCAGCCUGGGCUCUGGCAGCUAAACCAGCUGGCACCCCCUAGAGCCAGAGGUAUGAGGGGCAUCAUUCAUCUUCCUGGGUUUUAACAGAAAUGCAAAGAGUAAAUUGGAAGCUGUCCUCAGUGCCUCAAAUCUCCAUUGCCCCUUUUGACUUCAGCAGUUGUUCUGUGAGGGAGGUGGUCAGAACGUUCAUGGAAUGGCAUCAAGAGCCAUUACAGGGUGCAUAACGUCCCUUUAAGUAACUGAAUGAUGUGUCACUUAACAACUGAAGACCCGUAGGGUUUUGUCUUCUCUCAAAGCUUUAGUGGUACUUCAGUUUGUGACUAGAGUGCUGGAAUUAGGUUUUUAACUUUUUUUAAACCUGUGAGCACUGUUUAGGUAGCCAUCUGUCUUGUACCUGCAGUAAAUGUGUAUAUGCAACUUAGAAGCUGCAUUGCCUUAGAGUGGAUUCAUUGAGGUGAAGCAUGGGCUGUUUGAUUUAUAACCAGAACACCUUCACUCUGUAUUGAAAUCUUGUCUUGCAAUUUUACAUUAUUAAUGUAUCUACCUAGGACCUCAAAUACAAAACAUUCUUAUGGUGUAGUAGGUGAUGGAAAGGCUUUCUCUUGAAAACCAUCAAAGCUGAGAAGGUGGGUAAGAUUUCUGGGCCGUGGUCACACACCCCUGCGGUGCUAGUAUUUACGUAACGUUUUUAUAGGAGAGACUACAAAAACAUACUACCUAUGCUCAGCAAUUAGACUCUUUCUGAGGCUUCUCUUUCCCUUCUCUUCACUGCCCUGAAGCUAAUAAGCCUGUUCAUUUAAAGGUAUUUUUGCACUCUGAAAUUUAAGUUCAAUACCUUAGGAGAUCAGUGUGCUGUGCAAUCUUUUCUGUCUCCCUGCAAUGCCAGCUAUUUUUAUGUGGUAAAUGUAUCGGAAACAUAGGCUGAAUUCUUUUGUAAACCUCUGUCUUGGAGGUAUAUGCAAGAGAAAGAACGUGUAAGACAGGUGUAUAAUCUGUGUGAGGGAGCUGCAUUGCAUGGCCUGAUUACAUGAAGAGCCAGUGUUCCAGCUCUUAGUGCUUUUGCUUUUACAGACUCAUCUGGAAACAGUUAUCUUGGAUAUUUUUUCUUGAAUGAACUUUCAUGUUUUCUAUUGUAAUCUUGUGAAUAUUUUAAUACACUCUUUUUUUUUCCCCA